AUGGCUUCAAGUGGUUUCUCAGCACCUUUACCCUCAGUAUUUACAGGUGAAAAUUAUGAUUUUUGGGUAGCAAAAAAGAAGGCUUACCUGAAGGCAUGCGACCUGUGGGAGAUAACUGAAACUGGAAGUGAACCACUAACACUUAAAGCAAAUCCAACAAUUGCUCAACUUAAGCAACAUAGUGAAGAAGUUUCUAAGAAGUUUAAGGCUCUCUCAUGCAUCCAAUCUAUUGUUUCUGACGCCAUCUUCACAAGGAUAAUCACUUGUGAAAUUGCCAAGGAAACCUGGGACAGUUUGGAGGAGGAAUCCAGGGGCAAUGCAAGAACACAACAAAUGCAAGUGUUAAACCUGAGGAGGGAGUAUGAAACAUUGAAGAUGAAAGACUCAAAAUCAAUUAAGGAGUAUGCUUAUAGGCUGUUGAAGGUUGUAAAUCAAAUAAGGCUGCUGGGAGAUGAUUUUCCUGACAGAAGAAUUGUGGAGAAAGUGUUGAUCAGCCUGCCUAAAAAAUUUAAGGCAAAGAUUUCAUCUCUUAAGGAUUCAAGAGACUUGUCCACCAUCACCUUAUCAGAAUUGGUGAAUGCUUUGUAG
Olea europaea var. sylvestris is the source of this 588-nucleotide messenger RNA. RefSeq lists its product as uncharacterized. Lineage: Eukaryota; Viridiplantae; Streptophyta; Magnoliopsida; Lamiales; Oleaceae. The transcript has a single exon. The record is from RefSeq and is a predicted model, not a curated record. Bases 1 to 588 code for a protein of 195 amino acids.